AUGAAAAUUAUCAAGAAGAGCUGCAUUGAAGUCACAACGAACGGUGUUACGCUUGACAGUGGCGAGAAGAUCCCAGCUGGUCUCGUCGUGUGGACUGCUGGAGUGGGACCAAACGAGCUUACUAAGUCUCUCACCGUGUUUGAGAAGAGUAAGCGUGGCAACAUCCUGACUAAUCAGUACUGCCAGGUGUUGGGGGCUGCAGAGGUUGAAGAGAAAGCCCCAUGGGGAAUGCCAUGCCGCUCCUACGUCUUCUCAAUUGGUGACUGCGCCGAGAUUUUGGAUUACCCGCUGCCAGCUACUGCCCAGAAGGCACAGUCUCAGGCAACCUACCUUACUUUGUUGCUCCGUGGCAAGAACCCGACGCCUGCGAAGCCGUAUACUUUUCAGAGCAAGGGCAUGAUGGCAUACUUAGGUUCUUAUGAGGGCCUUUUUGAGGCCCACCCCAGUAACGACGGCCGAAUAACACUUACUGGCUGGAAAGCCUGGUUCCUGUGGCGCAGUGCGUAUUUAACCAAGCUGGGAAGCUGGCGACUCCGUCUACAGGUGCCACUAGACUGGCUCAAGGCGGUCCUCGUGGGUCGUGACGUGUCUAAGUUUUAG
Peronospora belbahrii is the source of this 600-nucleotide messenger RNA. NCBI's taxonomy places the organism in Eukaryota, Oomycota, Peronosporomycetes, Peronosporales, Peronosporaceae. The record is from the annotation of a GenBank genome assembly.